GCCAAAUAAUAAUAAUAGAUUGUUGUGAAAGAGUGAGGAACGCGGUUUGUGAAGUUGAGUGAGGAACGCGGUUUGUGAAGUUGAGUGAGUAAGGGCAUUGAUUCUAAGCUUCGAAAAUUGUCCCUGCAAGACCUAGGGUUCUCGAUUGCUAGUGAAGUUUAAUUUACAAAAACAUGGAUUUGUGAUUGCUAGUGUUCUCGAUUUUUAGGGUUUUGUUUAAAAAAUUUACAUUCCUUGUGCCGUAUUCGUAGCCGCCGACAACUCUAUCACCCUGAACACCUCAUCUCCGACAACGAAGCCGCCGCUAACAACGAGCCUCCAAUGAAGAGCAGCGUCGCAGAACUCAAAACCCUAGGCUCCGAAUUACUCUCAUCAGCAUCACAUAUAAACAACCUCCCUCUUCUUCUCACUUUCGUUUCACCUUCUUCUCCACCUCACCAUGUCCUCGAAUCGCUUCUCUCUCUUCACUCCUUCUUCCUCCCCCUUCUCCCUAAACUACCUUCUUCCUCCGCCACUGCCUCCGAUUACGACGGCGACGAAUCGGAGUUCAUAUAUUUCACUUGGCUCCGUUCCAAAUUCGAUGAGUUUCUUAAGUCUCUUAUCCAUGUUCUUGUUUCGGAUGAAUCUGAUGAGACUCUUAAGGAGCUUGUAUUGGAUACUUUGAUGGAGUUUGUUAAGGUUUCUAAUGGAGGAAGCUUUCACUUUUCUUUGUAUCAUAGGAUUAUUCGUGGUAUUAUUCACUCUACUAGUCCUGCUGCAUUUUUGGUGGAUUUAUUAAUAUCGAAGUAUUUCAAGUAUAUUGAUGUCCGUUAUUUUACGUUCAUAAGCCUAGAAAAGCUCACUAAAAAUUUGGAAGGAAAAGAGGUUUCAGAUGAUAAAACUGCAAGUGCAGAUGGCACCAAUGAAAGUCAAUUGAGCUCAAAUAUUGAGUGUGUCAUCCAUAACAUGUACUACACCCUAUCACAUGUUCCUGCUCUUGAAAGAUCAGAUGAUACUUCUGAUUUCGAAAUGUGGAGUGUAUCAGAAAGCGAUCAAAAGACACUUUCUGGAGAUGUGAAUGCAGAUGAUAAGCAGGUUAAGUCCAAGAAGCAUAACAAAAAUGUACUUUCUGCAGUCAAUAUUGCCAAGAAGAUGAAGUUAAAAUUUACUGAAGCUUGGAUUGCGUAUCUUAGAUUGCCACUUCCACUGGAUGUGUACAAAGAGGUUCUUGUUAACCUUCACCAAGCAGUCAUUCCUCAUCUGUCUAAUCCCAAAAUGUUAUGUGAUUUCUUGACAAGGUCAUAUGAUGUUGGUGGUGUAGUCAGUGUGAUGGCACUUAGCAGCCUUUUUAUCCUAAUGACCAAGUAUGAAGUGGAGUACCCUAAUUUCUAUGAAAAACUAUAUGAGCUAUUAGUUCCAUCUAUCUUCAUGGCAAAACAUCGUGCAAGGUUUUUCCAGCUUCUUGAUUCUUGCCUGAACUCCGACCGCGUUCCAGCUUACCUGGCUGCCCCCUUUGCAAAGAAAUUGAGUAGGUUGUUGCUUUCAGUUCCACCUUCAGGUGCAUUAGUUAUUACGGCUCUGGUUCACAAUAUUUUGCGUAGACAUUCUUCAAUCAGCUGUUUGGUGCACCGGGAAGACGUUGUUGAAGAGGUAGAUAGAACAGAUGAAGUGACUGCUGCUAACUUGGAUAAUGCCAAUACUGGUAUGCCCUGCCAGAAACCAAGCAUAGACCAUUUUAACAUUGAGGAAACUGAUCCAAUGAAGUCAGGCGCUAUGAGAAGCUCUCUUUGGGAAAUUGAUUCCGCUAUUCACCACUACUGUCCUCCUGUCCAACGGUUUGCUUUGACCCUUCUUGAGACUGAUUUGACAGUCAGAGCCAAAACAUGUGAAGUUAAUGUUGAGGAUUUUAGUGCUGGUUCUUAUGCAACAAUAUUUGGAGCGGAGAUAUCUCGAAGGGUGAAGGGGGUUCCUCUAGCUUUCUACAAAACAACUCCCUCCUCUCUCUUUUCAGAGAAUAAUUUUGCUGGUUGGACUUUCAAAUGUGAAGAAACUCCCGAAACAAUCAAUGACAACAACGAGAAUGCUGCUAAAGAUUUAUUGGAUCAGGAACAUGGUUCCGCUAAAAGACAACGAAUUGAGUGUCCCUGAAUCUGGUUCAUGUAUGUUCACAACUAAAAUUAAAAUGUUUCUUUGAAAGUUUUGAAAUACAAAUAUUAUGCCCUAUUUAUUUAUAUUAAAUUUUCUAUUUUUAUUUAACAUCAUUUCAAACACUUUCAAGACGACGAAAUCCGUUCAUAUGUAGCAAGAUUGUGAUAUAUAUAAAUUUUAUAUUAUAAACUAAACA
Molecule: messenger RNA, 2323 nt
Organism: Cicer arietinum (chickpea)
Lineage: Eukaryota; Viridiplantae; Streptophyta; Magnoliopsida; Fabales; Fabaceae
Product: protein NUCLEOLAR COMPLEX ASSOCIATED 4-like
Biological process (GO): ribosome biogenesis
Cellular component (GO): small-subunit processome; nucleolus; Noc4p-Nop14p complex
Source: RefSeq, a predicted model, not a curated record